GCUGUUCCAAGUGCACUAAAGAAAACACACUACACCAUGCCCCACACAAAAAGCAUCUACAAAACCCCUGAGCCCUCCUAAACCCUUGACUGCAUCAACCGUUGGUAUUCAUCCAAUAGCCCGUAUGCCCCAUUGAGAAUCAAACUUGUUUCUGCUCAAAGUAAAACUUAUUACGAGUAUCCCAACGUUCCAACUCGCAUGAGUCCAAAUGUCCUAGUGUCAUUUUAUUGUUCACAGAGUUAUACUCUGUACAUUACAUCUGUGUUAUCUUAACCAAAACCAUAAAUCCCUUCCAAUCCAAAACCCUAAACCCUAAAACCCCCCCAAAAUUGAAAAAUGCUCAUCAUCCUCUUAUCCAAAACCACCAAAGCCUUCAAACCCAAAACCCCAAUUCCCAAAACCCUUCAACCCCUACUCUCAAAUGUCACUCCCACCAGACCCAUGUCCCAAUCCACCUCCAUCCCCAAAAAGCUUCAGCGUGUACGAUGGAGAGGAUUGCGCAUUUUAGGAUGGCGAUGAAGAUGCCAAAGAGGUUGAAGGAGUUUCUUCUUCAGCAUCAAGGGAUAUUUUAUAUUUCGACAAGGGGGAAUCUAGGGAAGCUACAUACGGUUUUUCUUAGGGAGGCAUAUAAGAGGGGUGAGUUGGUUGAGCUAAAUGAUUUGUAUAUUGCGAGGAGGCAGUUGGCCGACUUGGUGUUGUUGAGUCCAAGGAAGGCAAAGGUGGAUAGAGAAUUAGUUAAUUAUAGAAGAGAUAGAGAAGAUGAUGAAAUGGUACAAGUUAGAAAUGAGUUUGUGGAAAAUGGUUCUCAAAGUUUUGCAGUUGGGGACAAUGUUAAAAAAGAUAGGGAAGAGGAGGAUGAUUUGGAUUCAGAUAUCAUUUCUGAUGCUGGCUCUGAUUAUAGUGAUGAGGAUGAUAAUUGCCUUGAAACUUUGGAUGCAGAGGAUGCCCAUGUAACCGAGUGACUGAAAUAAAGCUUGUGGCUUAAUGAUUAUGUUGCAUAUUGUUAGUUGUAGUCAAUUGCUAUUUCAAGGCAACAUGAUCCUUUAGAGGGUGGAAUUGUUGCUUUUGGUGGAUCAGAUGGUGUCAUAAGAGUCCUUUCAAUGAUAACAUGGAAGGUUGGCUGUUUUUCAUGUUGUUGGUCUAUCACAUUCAGAUCUAGUGUUUCUUUCAUUCUGUGAUAAUACUAGUUUCUUGCAGCUUGUGCGACGGUACACAGGAGGUCAUAAAGGAUCAAUUUCUUGUUUAAUGACCUUCAUGGCUUCUUCUGGUGAGCUGUAUCAAUCUGGAAAAUUAUUGUUUCAAGUAGUUGCUCAUGCAGUCAUGUAAGUUUAUUCAGGUGAUCAUCCUUCUUGUUCAGAGUCCUCACAUUCCGAUUUGGGAAGUUGUGCUAAAAUGAGACUGCAGUACAUUAGAUUCUGCCUCCAAAUGUGUAAACUUGGUCAAAUAAUUCACAGAAAUCUGCAAAAACAGAUGUUAUAUUUGAUUUGAUUGUCUUAAUGAUGUAAAUUUUACACUUUAAAAGUAAGCUAAAGUGGGUUUGAAAUCUUACUCUCCUUUGAAUGUAUAUUUUACCUCACUCCAAUAAAGUUAAAGAAUUUAGUCCUACA
This is a messenger RNA of Quercus robur (English oak), 1607 nucleotides long. Its product is annotated as protein ROOT PRIMORDIUM DEFECTIVE 1-like. Bases 486 to 962 code for a protein of 158 amino acids. The transcript is spliced from 2 exons. Gene Ontology annotation, molecular function: RNA binding. NCBI's taxonomy places the organism in Eukaryota, Viridiplantae, Streptophyta, Magnoliopsida, Fagales, Fagaceae. The record is from RefSeq and is a predicted model, not a curated record.